GAGGCGGUACCUCGUUGCCGGCCUUGUAGCCAUUUUAGGAGGAAACCCGGUUCGCUAGUUUGGGGCGCGGCUUCAAUUUCAAUAACUUUAUUGGUCUCCUUGUACGCCGAACAGCCGGCGUGCGUGUAGCCACGCGAGCCGGGAGCGCAUCGCCCGAGGUUGCCCCCGACUCGAGCUGCAGCCAUGGGAAACACUACCAGCGAGCGGGUGUCCGGGGAGCGCCACGGAGCCAAAGCUGCUCGAGCUGAGGGCGGCGGCCAUGGCCCGGGAAAGGAGCACAAGAUCAUGGUGGGGAGCACGGACGACCCCAGCGUCUUCAGCCUGCCCGACUCCAAGCUCCCCGGGGACAAAGAGUUUGUACCCUGGCAGCAGGAUUUGGAUGAUUCUGUGAAGCCCGCCCAGCAGGCCCGGCCCACCGUUAUCCGCUGGUCUGAAGGAGGCAAGGAGGUCUUCAUCUCUGGGUCCUUCAACAAUUGGAGCACCAAGAUCCCUCUGAUAAAGAGUCAUAAUGACUUUGUUGCCAUCCUGGAUCUUCCAGAGGGAGAGCAUCAGUACAAGUUCUUUGUGGACGGACAGUGGGUUCAUGAUCCGUCAGAGCCUGUGGUUACCAGUCAGCUUGGAACAAUUAAUAACUUGAUCCACGUCAAGAAAUCUGAUUUUGAAGUAUUUGACGCUUUAAAGUUAGACUCUAUGGAAAGCUCUGAGACAUCAUGUCGAGACCUGUCCAGCUCACCCCCUGGGCCUUACGGUCAAGAAAUGUAUGUGUUUCGAUCUGAGGAGAGAUUCAAAUCCCCACCCAUCCUGCCCCCUCACCUACUCCAAGUUAUUCUUAACAAGGACACGAAUAUUUCAUGUGACCCAGCCUUACUUCCUGAGCCCAAUCAUGUUAUGCUGAACCAUCUCUAUGCACUGUCCAUUAAGGACAGUGUGAUGGUCCUUAGCGCAACCCAUCGCUACAAGAAGAAGUAUGUCACCACGCUGCUGUAUAAGCCCAUCUGAGGAAGACGUCACACCUUGCCCCCAAGGAUUCUGGAGAAGCAUCUCCCUUGCCUUUGAACUGAGCUGGCCUCCUCUGAGGCUGGCAGGCUGAUUUGUUUUGAGGCUGAUGUGUGUGUCAGAGCCUCUGAUAGGAUGCUCUGCUUUGCAUUUGAUUGCAGAUGAGAGCUUUAUGAGUUCAUGGAGUUUAUUUUAAGAAACACAAAACCAUAUAUAUGCAUAUGAGAGAAAGGUUACUGGAAGCCUCCUGGCCCCGCUGUACACGUUCUCUCUGCCUGUGGGUGGUCGCCAGGGCCUGACUGGGAAGCGGUGGCCACAGGAAUGGGCAUCCCAGAAGCUUCUUUUUCUAAAGUGAGAGAAUAGCAAACUCUUAGGAUCUUUGUUGGGCAGAGGUUCUGGACCAUUGGUGUCCAGGGGUGAGAUGUGUGCCAGGCUGCUGCCCUCCUUAGAGCUGCCUCAGUGCAGGGUGGCUUUCCUUGCAUGGACUGAUUCUGUAUCCCCACACUAUGUGACACAAUCUCCUGUGUGUUUAUAUGACACUAGAUGCCCUACAAGAACCCUUCUCAUUUUAUGUACCCAAUUCAAUAAGUCCCCUCAGAUCUCAUACAUGACAACUCACUGGGCAAGGGACCCUUCUGAAAAGUCUGUGUGAUUAGACUCUCCUGAGGAGAGACUAGAGGUGCCAGGGUCUCCUUUUUAGCUCAGCAAAGGCCUAACCCAGUGUGUUACAAUUUAUUUUAACAUCUAGGGGGAAAUGCAGAUCUUUUUGUUUUAGUUUGGUCCUGUGUAUUGGCUGUGAGAGCCUGUUUCCAGUUUUUCUUAUCAGAGCAUUCAGUUUGUAGAUAGGUUUGGAAUUAGGGAAAACUUCCAUAUCUUUCAUCCCUGAAAGAUUUUUUUUAUGUGCCUACAUUUUUCUUUAAUUAAAAAAAAAAAAAAAGCCCUUAUCCAUCCAUUUUAACAGGCUAUUAAAGGACCUCAGGCUUUUGACAAAUGGUUCUUAAGAUUUUCUUCUCUAGUCUAGGCAAUUCUACAGUCUUGGGUUAAUAUGGCCAGCCAUGUGUACCUCGCUACCCAAGCACAGCUCUAGGCACAAGUUCAUGCAGACUCACUGGAUGCUCAUGCAGGCUCACUGGGUGCUCAUGCGAGGUUUCCCUACCAUUAAAGAUGUGUGAGGCAAGGAACUACCCCCGGUGUUCAUAACCGUGCACAGUAUUGCUCUUUGCACCAAAUAUUAACAAAGUAUUUUUUUCUUUCGCCUCUUCCUUUUAAAUGUGUUUGAUGAUGGAAUGGGGUCACUGAUAACCACUGACUGAGAAGUAUUCCAACCUACUCAGGAUUGAAAGGAAAUAUUUUUCCAAGUAUUUUGACACUUCCAUUUUACAGAUAAAUGUAAGUCAAACAUUAGGCACUGUUUAUGGUUGAGAGACUUCCUGUCUCCUGAGAUGAGCCAGCCACACUGAAAGGGACCUGCUGGUCAGUUCACCUACCUCCUGGCUCUCGCACAUGUGGGUGGCACAGCAAGUCCUCUGCACACCUCUGAGACUUCUGAUCACAAGGGUGAAUAGGAAGAUGGGGAGGUUUCUGUUCUGCAGGAGGUACAGAUUGCUCAAUGCCUUGGUAGAUGAGUCCUGGGAGAUGCUGCUUCAGCCGUCCCAAGCCACCUCCCUCAGCUGAGACUCUGGAGAACCCUCGUGGUCCAGUCAGCUUUCUGAAUAGUGUUCCAUUUUGAAAACCAAGGUCUCAUCUUGGUUUUUAAUCAACUCUAAGACUCUUCAGUUAUGUGGAAAGGUUUUAUUUAUUUAUUUUUUCUGUUUUUCCUCAGUGCUGAUUUAGAAGUGGGCCACCCAGGAGGAUUCAAAAGCCUCGCUUGUUUCACAGUAGGAUUGUGGUAUCUACACUUCCUGUUAAGAGUCUAAGCUGGCAUCAUCUGUGUUUGUGCAUUAAGUUUUUACCCCACAAAGUUGUAGCUAUGGAAGGAAGGGUGGGGAAAGCUGUCUUCAGUCUCUCAGGCUGAUGCUUCCCCGACGGGUGAGGCUGUGGUGAUAGAGAGGUUGGUGCUGAUGACGUCAUCUGGAAAUGAAGGAGAUAGUUAGAAGGGCUGGCUGAUAACUCACCAGCACUGUCCCUGUCCUGGCCCCUGACCCUGGGGAAUUCUGCCCCUGUCACCAGGAAACACUUGUGAAGAGACAGGGUGGGUACUGCUUUUCUUUAGUUACUUUAAGGGGCAGUGUGUUUUCUACAAUAAAAAGUCGGACAGAAUUAAGAAACAAAUCAAGGCAAAACUAUUUCUUUUUCUUUCCCACCUAGGGGAAUUUUGCAGGGUCAGUUGGUAGUAAAGCGGCCCUUAAGGAGGCUAACAUACAGGUGUUAUACCUGUCCUGUAGAUCAGUGCCUGUGAGGCCAGGGAAGCAGUGAAGGAGCCCAAGGGUGAUAGCAGGAACUGAGGGCUCAGGGAGCUUGGCACUGGAAAUGCCCCCUUAAAGAGUUCAAGCAGACAUAACCUGGUACAAACCACUUAGCAGCCCAGAAACUGUCUUCUCUGUCCUCUUACCCUGUUCUCACCCUUUCCUCUGCGUUCUGUCUGACUUCACUUAUCAGUAAGACAGGUUCACCAGAGUCUCAAGGAGAAAGACCUAGACAGUGUGAAGAGCUUUCACUCGAGCCAUGGUUAUUAGCCUCCUAUCAACCUAGACCUGAGUCGGAUUCACACCUCUGAAGGGCUCAGAUAGCUUCUUCAAGAACCCUGGCCUCUUGGGCCGGAAGUACAAAGGAAGAAAACCCGUUUCUGAGAGAAACCUUCGCUCAGCCGUCCCUGUUGGUUUUGGUAUUUUGUAGAUCUAAUGGAUCUUUCAUAAACCUUUUGAAAAGUGUCACUAUUGCAUGCAUGCUGCUAAAGUGAUGUGACGUGGAAGUGGGAACAGGGCUUUUAAAUGUUUGACCUCAAAACAAUAUGCAAUAGUCCCUGUGUGUGUGUGUGUGUGUGUGUGUGUGUGUGUGUGUGUGUGCGCACAUAUGUGUAUGUGGUAUUCAUUCUGUUCUCAGAGAUACUUAGUCCUCAUAUUCUUGUGACCUGGGGCUUAAGAGCAGAUAAAUAUUUUGUUGGUGUGUUAUGACUAAUCCUCAAAGCCAAGUUCUUGCUGUCUUCUGUCAGCCACAGACCCCAGUUACUCAUGAGUAUGAGACCGGGGAGAAAUAAGGGUCUUUCAGGGCUCUGGAUCUAGGCAUUUGUCAGUCCUUAAGUGACAAUCGCAACUGGAGAUUGGAAGACUGAUUUCUGCAGUGAACAAACAAACGUGUUUGGAGUAAAA
This is a messenger RNA of Mus caroli (Ryukyu mouse), 4304 nucleotides long. RefSeq names its product protein kinase AMP-activated non-catalytic subunit beta 2 (gene Prkab2). Lineage: Eukaryota; Metazoa; Chordata; Mammalia; Rodentia; Muridae. Gene Ontology annotation, biological process: signal transduction. Gene Ontology annotation, cellular component: cytoplasm; nucleotide-activated protein kinase complex; nucleus. Gene Ontology annotation, molecular function: protein kinase binding. The record is from RefSeq and is a predicted model, not a curated record.